GUCGUCUUUAAAUCCACCUUUUUUCAUUGAUUUCAUUUCAUGAGCAUAAACUUUCUCUCCAGAAAACUUUAGACUAAAGGAAUAACCCCCAAAAUGACCCUCAAGUCAGAUGCUCAAACUUUCAAAUCCCAGUAUAUAACUGCUGAGCUGGCUCAUCUGUUCAGCCAAUCAGACAGCGAGGAGGAGUUUGAAGGAUUCAGCGAGGAUGAGGCAGAAGAGGACAGAGGAUGCCUCCAAAAGCAGCAAAAGACCAAAGUUGUUGACUCAGAGGGGGACAGCGACAAAGACACAGGCUUCUACUCGGACGGCGAGGAGCCACUUGAGCCAAAGAGGAGGAGUCUGUUAGUGGCGCUUAGGUUUCCAGGCAAGAAGGAACCUGCCAAACCCCCAAAUAAACAGAAUGAGAAAACUGUCACUAAGCCAGUCAGAGGGAGUGACCCGCCUCAGAGAGGGAGAGGAAGGCCGAGGAAGGUCAACGAGGAGGAGGAGGAGGAGGAGGAGGAGGUGGAAGUGAUGGAGAAGAAGGAGGAGGUCCUGUGCCAAAGUCUGACAAAACGAGAUCGCAACAUACAGGAAAACAAAGCCAUGCUCGCGAAGCUGUUUGCUGGCCUGACCUCCCUCGCUGACCUGACUCCGCUGGACUCGCCCCAGAAGAGGAAGAGGAUAUCUCAGAAGGUAUCGCCGCAGAAGCGCAAGUUUAAGUCCGAUGUCGGGUCAGAGAGGAGGAACCCGUCGCGUAAGGCUCGUCCGCCGGAGAACUUUGGGGUGGAGCAAAAGCCUGAGCCGGCUCGCAUUAGAACACCAAGGACUCUGGACAUCUGGAGACUGAUGGAGGUGGAUGAGGAACGUAUAGAUGGGAGAAAGAAAAAGAAAAGAAGCCCCAAGUCCAGGAAGAGUCAGUUCGUGGUGAAGUCGGUCGACGAGAUCACGGACGAGGACCUGGAAAACGUGGCGUACCGCAGCAAAGACAAGAUCUGGGACAAAGACAAUGGAAGCUCAUGCCACCAGUGCAGACAGAAGACUCUGGACACCAAGACAGUGUGCCGUAGUGGUUACUGUGUGGGGGUCAAAGGUCAGUUCUGUGGACCGUGCCUGAAGAAUCGCUACGGAGAGGACGUGCGCACCGUUCUGCUGGACCCGACGUGGUCGUGUCCCAUCUGCCGGGGAAUGUGUAACUGCAGCUUGUGUCGUAAGAAGGAGGGCCGCUGCGCCACGGGGACCCUGGUGGCCCUGGCGCGCUACAACGGCCACGACAACGUCCACCAGUAUUUGGAGAGUAUCCAGAAGGAGCUGCAGUGAAAUCCAGAAAACUAAACGUCUUCUGGUGCUGCUCCGUACUGUAAAGACAUUUUCACGCACAUUUUGAUUCCCAACACAUUUCUGACCUUUUAUCCAACUUGACAAAACAACAUUGUUGGGAUUUUUUUAUUUUUUAUUUUUUUUAAAGUCACCUUAAUGAGUUUCAUACUAUAGAUAUUUUUUAUAUGUAUAUCCUGGUUUGUGUUUGCGUUGCAGGGAUGUUUAUGUCAGACCUUUAAAUUGUAAAAAUUUUUCCUAAACUUGAUAUAUAUAUUUUUUUUCCAUUUACCUAAAUGUUUUAGUCUUUUGUUUUUUUUUAUAGCAAAAACUGAAGCGUUGAUUCAAGUGGCUUUGUAACACUUCAUGCCAUUCUCACUGGUUUAUUUUUUACAUCUUAAUAAAGUUUGUGAAAAAGAGAA
Messenger RNA from Gambusia affinis (western mosquitofish), 1718 nucleotides. RefSeq names its product cell division cycle associated 7b (gene cdca7b). The coding region runs from base 94 to 1299 and encodes 401 amino acids. The record is from RefSeq and is a predicted model, not a curated record. Gene Ontology annotation, cellular component: nucleus. The transcript has 10 exons. Lineage: Eukaryota; Metazoa; Chordata; Actinopteri; Cyprinodontiformes; Poeciliidae. Gene Ontology annotation, biological process: regulation of DNA-templated transcription.